Molecule: messenger RNA, 5811 nt
Organism: Columba livia (rock pigeon)
Lineage: Eukaryota; Metazoa; Chordata; Aves; Columbiformes; Columbidae
Gene: KIF3B
Product: kinesin family member 3B
Exons: 9
Coding region: 142-2361 (739 amino acids)
Biological process (GO): spindle elongation; mitotic spindle organization; microtubule-based movement
Cellular component (GO): microtubule associated complex
Molecular function (GO): microtubule motor activity; microtubule binding; ATP binding
Source: RefSeq, a predicted model, not a curated record
GCGUUGCCAAGGAAGUGCGUCAAGGACAGGGGCGGGGCCGUCUCGCCGCUUCCGGUGCCGCGGGAGGAGGCGGCCGCGCGGCUCCAUGGUGACGGCGCAGGUUUCUAGCCCGGGCUCACGCAUCAGUGGGAUCCCGCUAUCAUGUCUAAGUUAAAGAGCUCGGAGUCGGUGCGGGUGGUGGUGCGGUGCCGGCCCAUGAACAGCAAAGAGAAAACGGCUUCGUAUGAAAAAGUUGUUAACGUGGAUGUCAAGUUAGGGCAGGUCUCGGUGAAGAAUCUGCGGGGAACAUCUCAUGAGCUGCCUAAAACUUUCACCUUUGAUGCCGUGUAUGACUGGAAUUCCAAACAGGUUGAACUCUACGAUGAGACCUUCAGACCUCUGGUGGACUCUGUUCUGCAAGGGUUUAACGGGACAAUCUUUGCCUAUGGGCAGACUGGGACAGGGAAAACUUACACGAUGGAAGGGGUGCGUGGUGAUCCUGAAAAGAGAGGGGUCAUCCCCAAUUCAUUCGAUCACAUCUUCACCCACAUCUCUCGAUCUCAAAAUCAGCAAUACUUAGUUAGAGCAUCUUAUUUGGAAAUAUACCAGGAAGAAAUCAGAGACUUGUUAUCAAAGGAUCAGUCCAAGCGGCUGGAGUUAAAGGAGAGACCAGACACAGGUGUGUAUGUGAAGGAUUUGUCCUCCUUUGUUACGAAAAGUGUCAAAGAGAUCGAGCACGUCAUGAACGUGGGAAACCAGAAUCGCUCUGUGGGUGCCACCAACAUGAAUGAACACAGCUCUCGAUCUCACGCCAUUUUCGUGAUCACUAUUGAGUGCAGCGAGUUGGGACUCGAUGGUGAGAAUCACAUCCGCGUUGGGAAGCUCAACCUGGUGGACCUGGCGGGCAGCGAGCGCCAAGCCAAGACCGGAGCGCAGGGAGAGAGGUUAAAGGAAGCGACCAAAAUCAAUCUCUCUCUCUCAGCUCUGGGCAACGUUAUCUCUGCCCUCGUAGAUGGCAAAAGCACCCACAUUCCAUACCGGGACUCCAAGCUGACCAGGUUGCUUCAAGACUCGUUAGGUGGCAACGCCAAAACUGUGAUGGUGGCCAAUAUAGGCCCUGCCUCCUACAAUGUAGAGGAGACUCUGACGACACUGAGAUACGCCAACCGUGCCAAAAACAUCAAGAACAAGCCGCGGGUGAAUGAGGAUCCGAAGGAUGCUCUGCUCCGAGAAUUCCAGGAGGAGAUCGCUCGGCUCAAGGCACAGUUAGAAAAACGGUCUAUUGGCAAAAGAAAGAGGAGGGAGAGGAGGAGAGAUGGUGGGGAAGAGGAGGAGGACACUGAGGAGGGUGAGGACGAAGGAGAUGACAAAGAUGAUUAUUGGAGGGAGCAACAAGAAAAGCUGGAGAUUGAGAAGAAAGCGAUAGUUGAGGAUCACAGCUUAGUAGCAGAAGAGAAGAUGAGGCUGCUGAAGGAGAAGGAGAAGAAAAUGGAGGAUCUGAGGCGAGAGAAGGAAGCGACAGAAAUGUUGAGUGCUAAAAUCAAGGCGAUGGAAAGCAAGCUGCUGGUGGGAGGGAAAAAUAUUGUGGAUCACACAAAUGAACAGCAGAAAAUUCUGGAACAGAAACGACAGGAAAUUGCAGAACAGAAACGUCGAGAACGAGAAAUCCAGCAACAGAUGGAAAGUCGGGAUGAGGAGACUCUGGAGCUGAAGGAGACCUACAGUUCUUUGCAGCAAGAGGUGGACAUAAAGACCAAAAAACUCAAGAAGUUAUUUUCCAAGCUGCAGGCUGUGAAGGCAGAGAUCCACGAUCUGCAGGAGGAGCACAUCAAGGAGCGCCAGGAGCUGGAACAGACCCAGAACGAACUCACCAGGGAGCUAAAGCUGAAGCACCUGAUUAUUGAAAAUUUUAUUCCUUUGGAAGAAAAGAAUAAGAUCAUGAACAGAUCAUUCUUUGAUGAAGAGGAAGACCAGUGGAAACUGCAUCCCAUAACCCGUCUGGAUAACCAGCAGAUGAUGAAGAGACCGGUAUCUGCUGUAGGAUACAAAAGGCCCCUGAGCCAACAUGCCAGGACGUGCAUGAUGACCCGUCCCGAUGCUCGGUACAGGGCAGAGAACAUCGUGUUACUGGAACUUGACAUGCCCAGCCGGACAACAAGAGACUACGAAGGUCCAGCCAUCGCUCCCAAAGUUCAGGCGGCUCUAGAAGCAGCUCUGCAGGAUGAAGAUGAGAUACAGGUGGACGCUUCAACCUUUGAGAGCACUUCAAAUAAAAAAUCAAAACCCAGGCCUAAAACUGGAAGGAAAUCAGGGGGAUCCUCUGCAACAGGUGCCCAUAGUUCUCAGCUGUACCCGCAGUCCCGAGGGCUGGUUCCGAAGUAAACCAGUGGCUCUGAAGUAAACCAGCAGUUCCUCUCCAGGCGCCAACAGCCUUUGCCUUCCAAGAGCAGAGACAGUUCCAACCUGCAGAGAGAACUCCCGGCCGGGCCCCGGCCCUUCUCCCCUGGAAACGGCCUCUUGGCCCUUUCACUGACUUGUGCACUGAGCCACAGGAAGAUACAUGCUUGUGAUUCGGCAUUUGGCCUCUGUGGGAAACAGAUUUUAGUUAGGAAAUAAGAAAUGCAUGAGGUACGUUCGAGUGUGUUAGAAGCAGUGGGAAGCAUGGGGAUCCCCUCCCAGUGUCGCCGUCUCUCGUUCCACACUCGCCUGUCUGCGCUGGGCUUCUCUGUGUUGGGCAGUAAGAAGACAGAGUUGAAAGUCAUCUCAACAGAACCACCGCUGAAGAGCUCCGCAGUGAGACCCAAAUGAGGCUGAAAAGCAGAGGAUCUGUUCAAACCUGACGAGGUGCAGAGUUUUUCCUCGUCCUGCUUAAAAGGCUGCCAGCAUCGUUUGGGGUGAUGGAGCUGGUGUGAACAGGCAGGGUGACAGCGGCCAGCAUGUCCUCACCACAUCGCUGUGCCUCCCUGUGGAACUGUGGGACGAAAAAGGGGACCGGAAAGCGGCUUUGCGCUCUCUAGAGAGGUGGCAGUAGAAGCUGAAGUCCUUUCCUUGUUUACAGGCAGAGCUAAGAGCUCCUCUGAACUGACCCUUGCAGACCUCACCCCUGCCAACAGGAACACACCUGCAGAGCUGUGCCAACCCCACCGCUUUCUUCCUCUCUCUUGCCUCCAUCCUCACCCCUGGCAUUUAAAACCAGUGUCCAUAGGAAGUCUUUAAACUGUGAGGUGACAUGUGGCCAUUUUCUCUUGUCUCCCAUUGGUCACAGGAAAUGUAGCGUUGUCUCUGAGCUGCCCCUGGCCAGCUCUGUGCUCCUGUCAGCUGGGUGGGGGGCAGAGCCCCGAAACGUGGAGCUGCCCUUGAGCGUGCUCUGGUGAGUGUGGUCCCUUCCCUUGGUGUGCGAGGAGGUUCUGCGUUCGGUACCUUCGUGCCUGUUCCACAUUAGCAGCUUUCACUUUGCACCUCCCGGCCCAACUGUGAGGGAAAGUGUGUGUCAUCCGGUCUGAGAAAUGGAAUCUGAUGUUAAUUCCAGGGGUUCAACUUUGAAAAUAAGGGAGGAAGAGCUCCUGCUUUUGACGGUCUCUUUGCAAAGCUGCCCUAUGACGAAAGCGGGUUCCGCUACCGCCGCAGGCUGAUGUGGCAGGGCAGAGAGCGGUGACACUGCCACACCGAGAACAGCCAGCUGUCCCUGUCUGGUGUCUCACAGAUCAUUCCUAAGUUUUAGUUCUCUGUAUAUUGAGACUUGGGAUGUUGCUGCUUCUGGUUGCUGUUUGCUGUCAUCCCAUGGACAUCUUGACCUGUUUCCCUCACUGAGGACUUGCCUGGUUUUAGCAAUGCUCUGGUGCGUGGACUCUGCCUCGCCUGCUUGUUAAGUCCGUGCUGCGUGACUUCCCCAGGCUGGGGAGCCCCGUCCUGGCUGCCUCCCGAGCGGGAGGGAUCCACUGGCCAGCACAGCUCACCCUGCGCCCUGCGGGCACGGUGCCCGGUGAGCCAGCUGCCAGGUGGGCCCGGCAAAAUGCAAACGUGGCUGCUUUCAUUCACAGAGUGCUUUUCCGGACCACAAAAUUAAUAUAUAUAUACACAGAUGCAUAUAUAUAUAUUAGUUUUGGUAGAGGAGAGGAGUUUGCUUAUAAUUGAGACAGCUUAUAAUUGAGAGAGCAGGCGUCUGGCAAAUUUCUUGCAACCUGAACACGCAAACCUGGCAUAAUCUUCCUUUUUGUAGAGCACUGUUUAUGUACAGAGGGCCAUUGAGUUGGCUCUUAUUGCAUAGUAUAAUAUCACCUCCCCUUCCUUCUCCUCCCUGUUUCUCUUUAGCACAUCAUCUUCUGUACUUGGACAUUUUAAAAGAUGAUUGUAUGGUGUAAGUGCUUGGAGAAUAGAAAUGAAACAAGAGGGGUCUAAAACCUGAAAUAGCAACAAAAUAUAUAGUCACGUAUAUGUGCAUAGCAACGUACACGUAUGUUUGAUGUGAAUACGCACACACAGAGUCCUGCGGCUGCAGAUGUGCACACUCCUCCUCAGUCGCUCCUGUUCCGUAGGGAAUUCGCUAUGAAACUCGAACGCUGGGAACUCCUCUUGUAGCAGGACCAGUGUGGGAAUCGCAGCGCAAACCCAAACUGUUCUCGUUUUAGUGUUGCUAAGCUAGUUGGUUAAUAUGUCAGAAAGGCUCUGCUUUUAAUUCUGUAGAAAUUAAUUAGCAAGGUGACAGAAACUCAGCAGGGUGGAAAAAAAGAAUAAAACUGCAUUUUUAGUCCUUGUAUUUCAGUUGGAGCUGUGGUUGGAGGUUUGGUUCGUGUGUCCAUGGGCAAUCUCAGAUUGUUACAGCAGCUUUUAGAUUCUCAUUCUGAUGGGUUUACCCUCAACCAGAUCCUCAGUGGUACUGAUAUUAAGAUAAAACACAUUGUCUUAAGCUGUACAAAACUUACUGAGCUCUGGGUCGAGGUUUUUAAGACACAUUCCUGCCGAGUCUGCCCCUCACUGUGUUUUCCUGCGGGUCACGGCCAGAGCCAGGAAUCCCAGCCGGCUCCUCGGGGAGGCCCUGGGACAGCGUGCGCCAUCACAAUUUCUCCAUAGGAAUGUUUAACAUCCUUCUCGUCUUUGCUCUGAUCUGUAUAAUGGGAUGUUUUUUUUUAAAGUGGCAUGCAGCAGAAGCCCCUUGGCUCUGGGAGCAAGCCCCGCCUGAACCGAGGCAUAGGAACUGAAGCACUUUCUCAAAAUCCUUAACAUGGCUCUAGCACCUUUGUAAAAAUAUCCGCAUGCUGCUUGAAUCUUCUCAAACACGUACCUCUGUCGUAGCCCCUUGGGCUGUGCUGGCGCGUUAUACAGAUCAGACCAGACUUGUUUGGUGGUUUUGGGUGCGGUAAGUGCUUCACUGUGGAGCGCCGGCUCCUGAGACGCCCGCAGACCUGGGUCUGUCCCCGCUUCCCUCUGCCAUGGUGAACGCACGGCGGCGCGCGACGCGUCGGUGCCAACGCUGCCGGUCCGUUCCUGCUCUGUUAAAACACAAUUGGAAAGACAGCCUGCAAAAGCCAUAAUGAGAUGCAGAGAUGGGACUGAGAUGAGAACACUGGUGGGUUUAACUCUCUGUGGCCCAGGCCCUCUCGCCCCUUCAGUCUCCUCUUAUUUUGGACCAGUGCCCGGGAUGUCCCUGACGCAGCUGCCCCUGGACACGGCUCCGCCUGCUCCCCGGGGACCUGGAGACAACCUGGCAAGAGGUCAGGCCGUAGUUUUACAGCUUCUAUUUAUUUGUAUCAUCUCUUUUUGUCUAGGAAUGUAAAGUCAUCCUAAAAUACAACGUGUAAUAAAAGUCAUUAAGAUUUAUUGCAUCUAUCAAAA